Molecule: messenger RNA, 468 nt
Organism: Triplophysa dalaica
Lineage: Eukaryota; Metazoa; Chordata; Actinopteri; Cypriniformes; Nemacheilidae
Product: histone H2B-like
Exons: 1
Coding region: 42-416 (124 amino acids)
Cellular component (GO): nucleosome
Molecular function (GO): structural constituent of chromatin; DNA binding; protein heterodimerization activity
Source: RefSeq, a predicted model, not a curated record
CUCUUCAACAUUCAGCAUUUACUAACUUCUGAAGAAGCAUCAUGCCUGAACCAGCCAAACCCGCGCCCAAGAAGGGCUCUAAGAAGGCCGUCACCAAGACCGCCGUUAAGGGAGGAAAGAAGCGCAGAAAGUCCAGGAAGGAGAGUUACGCCAUCUACGUGUACAAAGUGCUCAAGCAGGUCCACCCCGACACCGGCAUCUCUUCCAAGGCGAUGGGCAUCAUGAACUCUUUCGUCAACGACAUCUUCGAGCGCAUCGCCGGUGAGUCGUCUCGUCUCGCGCACUACAACAAGCGCUCCACCAUCACGUCGAGAGAGAUCCAGACCGCCGUGCGUCUGCUGUUGCCCGGUGAACUCGCCAAACAUGCCGUGUCCGAGGGCACCAAAGCCGUCACCAAGUACACCAGCUCCAAGUAAAGCGCCGCUUUCAUCCGCCGCACACAAAGGCUCUUUUAAGAGCCACCCAUGA